AUGGCGAAGAAGAAGAAGCAAGCUAUUUCUACACCUCAAGUAGUGCAACAAAAGGCUGCUCAUGAAGUUGUUGGGUCGAUUUUGAAGAAUUUGGGAAUUUCAAGCACCCCUUUCGUUCCUAGCCCGAUUCAAGAGGGGGAUGAACUGCUUACUCCGGCGCCGGCGGUUGUUCAGUCAGCUUGUGGUACUAUUUCCGGUGGUCCAUUGGAUGCUGAAGCUACUGCCGUUGCUAAAGCUGCUGCUAGAUUGAACCAGUCCAAUGGAACAGUACCUAGGGUUUCUGGGUUUUCUGUUCCAUUGAAUGCUGGUGGAUCUGGGCACGGUGGUGAACCAGGUCGUUCUGCCUUUCUUUCUCACCCUCUCUGGAUCAUAUUGCGCACAAACUCGCGUAAUUCUGGUGAAAACCGUGUUGCUCCUUCCCCUGUUCUGGAGCAGAAUGUGACUCGAACUUCAUCCUUUACGGGGAAAUUGGCUGCAAAAGGAGCUACAUUAUCCUUUGUUGCUCCGAAAGUGCAAGAUGGAAAACUAAUUGCUGAGCUACAAGCAGCCGAGCUUGAGGAAGGUAAUCGAAAAUGGGUUAAUGCUCUUAUUUUUUAUGUGGUUGGCUUUUAUCCUACUAUUGCUGCUGUUCUUCGUUUCUUUGCUCAACAAUGGAAUGAUAUGCAAAAACCAGAUGUGUAUUGGCAUGAUGAUGGGUACUUUAUUAUCAAUAUGUGUUCUAGUGACGAUAGAGAUACUAUACUUUGUUCUUGUCCUCAUAUGUUCUUUGGAAAGCCUGCAAUAGUGAAGCCUUGGUGCCCCGAUUUUGAUUUUCAUGCUGAAAUUCUUAGAACUAUUCCUCUUUGGGUUAAAUUCCCUAAUCUCCCACUUAAUUGUUGGGGAUCUCACACUCUUAGCCGCCUUGGUAGUUUGCUUGGAGUGCCAAUUUGUGCUGAUGAGUGUACUACUAGACAUAUUAGAGUGUCUUUUGCUAGGGUUCUGAUUGAGAUUGAUGUCACAAAGCCUAUGCCAACCUCUGUGUGGGUUGAGAGUCCUUCGAAGGAAUUAUUAGAGAUCAGGGCUUCUAAGCAACCGACUCUUGUUCCUCCUAAGCAAAAGCAAGUUUGGGCUCCUAAGCCUACCCAUGUUCCUUCUUCUACUGCUGCUGCUGAUGUUGGGGUUUCUGUUCAUGGUCAAUCUAUUAUUACUCCACAAGUUCAUACCUCUAAGAAUUCAAAUGAGGGUUGGAGAAUAGUAGGGAGGAAAACAAAAAGCCAGCAAACUAGAGUUCAUCAGCCUGCUUCUACCUCUAAUGCCUUUGUUGCUUUGGGCCUGAAUGACCCUGGCAAAGUUGCCUCUGUAAGGAGGUUGCUUCACUCUCAUUCAGUUCAUGUUGUUGGAUUGCUUGAAACAAAAAUAAAAUUGAAAUAUGUUCUCACUUAUCAGAAGAAGUUUGGCUCUUCUUGGCUUUGGUUGUGUAAUUAUGAUCAUUCUCCCAAAGGGAGGAUUUGGCUUGGUUGGAAUGUGGAUAAAGUAAUUGUUAAUGUCUUGAAGAUUCAUGAACAGUUCAUUCAUUGUACUGUUUCUUCUAAGGAUCUCUCUACUCAAAUUUAUCUCACUAUUGUCUAUGGUCUUCACUCCAUUCAUGAUAGGCUUUCUUUGUGGGAGGGGCUCAGAAGCAUCUUUAUCCAGCAUUCUCCUUGGCUUUGUGUUGGUGAUUAUAACUCUGUUCUUCAUGCUUCUGAUAGGCUUCAUGGUGUUGAUGUUACUAAUUAUGAGACUAGAGACUUUCAGACUUUGGUUAAUGAUUUGGAUCUCACCGAGCUCAAAAGCAAAGGAACGCUCUCUAGACUUGAUAGAGCCUUUGGUAAUCAAGCUUGGUUAGCUUCUCAUGGGCAUGUUGAGACUGUUUAUGUCCUUCCUUCUUUAUCUGAUCAUAGUCCAGUUUUGCUGGAUAUUUGCUCUAGCCCUGUUGGGAAAGGUAGACCUUUCCGAUUUCUAAACUGUAUUGCUGAUCACCCUGAUUUUCUUGAUGCUGUUUCGCAGGCUUGGGGCUCUGGUAGUUCUGUUUGGCAGAAGCUCAAUUCUGUGAAGUCUAGUAUCAAAUCUGUUACUAUCAAGCAGUUUGGUAACAUUGAGGGAAAGAUUGACCAGGCUAAUGUUGAGCUUUCUAGAAUUCAAACCUUAAUGGCUCAGAACCUUGAUGAUUUGGAUUUAUAUGCUAAAGAAUCUGAUGCUAUUAAGGUUGUCAAGCACUGGAAUGAUAUUCAGGAAAGCAUCUUCAAGCAAAAAUCUAGGAUUAAUUGGGUUAAGCUUGGAGAUGGCAAUUCUCACUACUUCUUUUUUGUGAUGAAGACUAGGACUCAGGCUCCUUGGCUCCCUGCUGUUGACCUUGUUACUAUGCGGAGGAGUAAGCAGCUUAGCUCUGCUGCUCAAAGCUUCCUCAUUAGGCCUAUUUCUCAUGAUGAAAUUGAUGUCGGCCUUAAGGGAAUUGAUAACACUAAAGCUCCUGGUAUUGAUGGCUUUAACUCCUUUUUCUUUAAGAGAGCUUGGCAUAUUGUGAAAGAUGAUAUUUAUGCAAGUGUUAUUGAUUUCUUUAAUAACGGGAUUUUGCCAAGGCAAUGGAAUUGCACAACUUUUACUUUGGUCCCUAAAGUCCUUUCUGCUUCUCAUGUUAAGGAAUUUAGACCUAUAGUCUGUUGUACUGUGGUCUAUAAGCUCAUUUCUAAAAUCAUAACUGCUAGGCUUGCUGCUGUCAUUGGUGAGGUGAUUGAUGAUGCUCAGGCAGGGUUCAUUCCUGGCAAGCAUAUUGGUGACAAUAUUCUUCUUGCAACUGAAUUGAUCAAAGGCUAUGAUCACAAAUUUAUCUCUCCCAGGUGUAUGGUUAAGGUGGAUUUGAAGAAAGCCUAUGAUUCGAUUGAGUGGGGUUUCUUGAUCACUGUCAUGCAGGAGCUUGGUUUCCCUCAGAGAUUUGUUGAUUAG
This is a messenger RNA of Chenopodium quinoa (quinoa), 2961 nucleotides long. RefSeq lists its product as uncharacterized. NCBI's taxonomy places the organism in Eukaryota, Viridiplantae, Streptophyta, Magnoliopsida, Caryophyllales, Amaranthaceae. The coding region runs from base 1 to 2961 and encodes 986 amino acids. The record is from RefSeq and is a predicted model, not a curated record. The transcript is spliced from 6 exons.